This is a messenger RNA of Melanotaenia boesemani (Boeseman's rainbowfish), 2741 nucleotides long. RefSeq names its product protein-glutamine gamma-glutamyltransferase 2-like. The coding region runs from base 80 to 2122 and encodes 680 amino acids. Gene Ontology annotation, molecular function: protein-glutamine gamma-glutamyltransferase activity. Lineage: Eukaryota; Metazoa; Chordata; Actinopteri; Atheriniformes; Melanotaeniidae. Gene Ontology annotation, biological process: peptide cross-linking. The transcript has 15 exons. The record is from RefSeq and is a predicted model, not a curated record.
CACUAAGACAGUGAGCAUGACUGCAGCAGAAGUGUAACUUCACACGCAGAAGGCAAGAGACACAAACCUCAGUGCAGAUAUGAGUCAAGUGUGGGGGAUUGAGCGCUGUGAUCUGAAUAUUAAGAGCAACAACAGCAGCCAUCAUACGGAGCUGUAUGCUGUGGAGCGUUUGAUUGUCAGGAGGGGACAGCCUUUCAGUGUUAUCUUACACCUGUCACCUGUCAGCAAAGAGUUCAAAGUGGAUGAAACAAGUUUCACAUUCAUCGUUGAAACUGGUCCAUUACCCAGAAAAGAAUCAGAUACAAAGGUUUCCUUCAAUCUACAAGACUCCACAGUGGACACUGAGUGGAGCGCAUCUGCUACUAAUGAUCCUUCUGGAAACGCAGUAACUGUAUCUAUCAGUUCCUCCCCCAAUGCUCCUAUUGGAGUGUAUUCUCUGACUUUAGACCAGUUGGGUCAGAAGACCAGUUUAGGACAGUUCGUCUUGCUUUUCAAUGCUUGGUGCCCCAAGGAUGCUGUUCAUAUGCUGAGUGAGUUGAAGAGGCAGGAGUAUGUUCUAGCACAACAUGGGCAGAUCUACAGAGGAACACUGAAACGGAUCAAAGGAUUGCCUUGGAACUUUGGACAGUUUGAACCAGGAAUUUUAGAUAUAUGUCUGAAGAUUCUGGAUGAUAAUCCCAAAUUUGUGUCUGAUGCUGAUCAGGACAUCUCUGCCAGGAGAAAUCCCAUCUACGUGACCAGGGUGCUAAGUGCCAUGAUCAACAGUAAUGAUGACCGCGGUGUGCUGGUAGGAGAGUGGGGAGAGUUUUCAGGUGGAACUCAUCCCGGACUGUGGAUCAGCAGCGGGGACAUUUUACGGCAGUGGGCAGAAAGUGGUCCGGUCCGCUAUGGCCAGUGUUGGGUCUUUGCUGCUGUUGCAUGCACAGUGUCCCGUGCUUUGGGCAUCCCUUGUCGAGUGGUUACUAACUUUGGAUCAGCUCAUGACACCAAUGCCAACUUGAUAAUAGAAAACCUAUAUGAUGAAAAUGGUGAAAGGCUUGAUGGAUCUGAUUCAAUAUGGAAUUUUCAUGUUUGGGUGGAUAGCUGGAUGACUCGUCCAGACUUGGGGAAUGAGUUUGAUGGGUGGCAAACAAGUGAUCCAACACCACAAGAGAAAAGUGAUGGUGUUUUCUGUUGUGGACCUGCCUCACUGAAGGCCAUCAGAGAGGGAGAGCUCACCACAAAAUAUGAUGCACCUUUUAUUUUUGCUGAGGUAAAUGCAGAUGUUGUGGACUUGGUUCGCCUGUCUAAUGGAAAGUUUGUCCAGUUCAGUGGUUCGACUAAGUCUGUUGGACAGUUUAUCAGCACCAAAGCUGUUGGCUCCAAUGAUAGACAUGACAUCACACACCAGUACAAGUACCCAGAAGGCUCAAAAGAGGAGAGGCGGGUAUUUGAGAAGGCCCAGCACCACAACAAGCUACAGCAGCAAGGAGAAAAGCUUGGGCUUCAUCUGAAGAUCAAGCUGGCUGACAACAUGAUUGUGGGCUCAGACUUUGAGGUGAAUGCUGUCAUUACUAACAACCACAUGGAGGCAAGAAACUGCACUUUUCGCUUCCUUGCCAAAGCAGUCAUCUACAAUGGAAAACUAGGAGACAGCUGUGGAUUUUUAUCAGAAAAAGUGGAGGUGCCAUCUGGAAAAGAAAAGCGCAUUCCCUUCAAACUGGAGUAUGAGAGAUAUGGAACAGCAAUCAGCUCUGACAGGCUGAUCCAGCUGACAGCCAUCACUACUGACAAACAGACCAUAGAUUAUCAUAAGGUUGAAAAGACAAUUGUGCUAGAUGAGCCGGAUAUACAGAUCAAGCUGGUGGGGGAAGCCACAGUCAACCAGCUUGUGACAACAGAGCUGACCAUGUUUAACCCUUUACCAGAACCACUGCUGGACUGCAGCUUCACCUUGGAGGCUGCCGGCCUUACAGACGGCAAACCCAUAAUAUCAAAGAUUGGAACUGUGGGCCCCAAACAAGAAGCCAAGGCUUGCAUUCAGUUCAAGCCCACCAUUGCUGGUUCUGGUGCACUUCUGGUCAAUUUUGACAGCGACAAACUGAAGAACAUCAAGAGCUUUAUCAGUGUUGUUGUGAAGUAAAGAACCUGUACAGAGUCAAACCAACAAAUUUUUGUUGGUGACAUUUACAUAGUUAACAGUGUAAAGUUAUCAAGCCCCCAACACAAGGAUGUUUUUUUGGUUUUUUUAAUAACAAAAUUAAACUAACCAAAUGAAUAAACUUUGUUUAAUUUUAUUUAAAAAGACAUUUAUGUGCAGUGUCUUAAGAGUAAGCAGCAAGAAAACAAAUAACGAAAAACAAGGCACUAAUGAAUAACUAAUGAAUUAACAAUGUCUGAGGGUGUGUUUCAAGCUAUUAGUGAAUAUAUAAAGACAAAACUGUACAUACAGGAGGCACACUUGUUUCUAGUGCAACACAUUUUUCAGAAGAAAAAAAGACUUUACUAAACAGAAUGUAGAGUGUUAUAUGGGUGAACAGUAAGACUGCACUGCACACUGAAAAAAAUGGAUAUCGCCACCACUUGGAUUGUUACCCACAUUACAUAUGCCUACAUGAUAAUGAAAACACUGUAGAUGUUUGUUCCAUGAUUCUGCACCAUUGCAGACAGGUAUGAAUAUAGCAUUUUUUGUUCAUACAUUAUCUUAAAUUUAACAGAACUUCUCUGAAAUCAGAUAAUUAAAAAUGGCAGAUUAAUGUGCU